Messenger RNA from Triticum urartu, 1944 nucleotides. Its product is annotated as cysteine-rich receptor-like protein kinase 44. Gene Ontology annotation, biological process: protein phosphorylation. Gene Ontology annotation, molecular function: protein kinase activity; ATP binding. The record is from RefSeq and is a predicted model, not a curated record. NCBI's taxonomy places the organism in Eukaryota, Viridiplantae, Streptophyta, Magnoliopsida, Poales, Poaceae.
GAAAAUCUCGCUCUCCGGCCAGCGUGCCGCGUCCUUUCCAACUCCGAACACGUCCUUUCCGUCAACCAGCAAGCCGCGUCGUCUAUCUAAGCUCGCUCUCCGGCCAGACCCCUUCCCGUCAGCCAGCGAGCCGCGUCGUUUAUCUCGCUCUCCGGCCAGAUCCCUUGCCGUCAGCCAGCGAGCCACGUCAUCCAUCUCGCUCUCCGGCGAGAUCCGUUCUGUGUACGUUUACGUUCUCCGGCGAGCAGUUCUUCGGCUGAGUCCAGUGUUAUUUGGAAGAUCAAACGUUCAACCUAGUCAAUCCUAGCAGGAGAUAUAGAUUAGAAACAUGGCGAACAAUUUAGAACAUACAAGUGCGACGACAAGGGAGUUUACACUCGAGGUGUUGAAACAAAUUACAGAUAACUUUUCUGAGGAGCAUGUCAUUGGACGUGGUGGGUAUGGAGUAGUCUACAAGGGAUUACUGGAUGAUGGGGAAGAGAUUGCUGUCAAAAAGCUUCACUACAUGCCCGGGCUUAACGACACACAAUUUACGAAUGAGUUUAAUAACCUUAUGAGGGCCCAGCAUCAAAAUAUUGUACAGUUAGUGGGCUACUGCUAUUAUCUAGGACAUGAACGCUUCAAGUACAAUGGUGAAUAUAUUUUUGCCCCAGUAGAAGAAAGAUUUCUCUGCUUCAAAUACCUGCAGGGUGGAGGCCUUGACAAGCAUAUUUCUGAUGAAUCCUGCGGACUCAAUUGGCACACACGCUUCAGGAUUAUUAAGGGAGUUAGUGAGGGCCUAAAUUACCUUCAUAAUGGAUGCAAAGAUUCUAUUUACCAUCUUGACUUGAAGCCUGAGAAUAUAUUGCUGGACAAGAACAUGUUCCCCAAAAUUGGGGAUUUUGGCUUAUCAAGACUUUUCCGGUCAGAAAAAACCCACAUCACAAGCAAAAUUAUGGGAACAGUUGGAUACAUGCCACCAGAAUACAUCGGUAGACGAGCAAUAACAUCGAAGUUUGAUGUAUUCAGUUUGGGUGUUAUAAUCCUUCAGAUAGUAGCGGGAUAUGAUGGCUAUUCCAAAUGUGAACAUAUGUCUCCGCAAGAAUUUCUUGAGCAUGUACAUGAAAACUGGGGAAAACGGAUGCAGGGAACAAUGCCAUUACAUACAUCAGAGCAAGUUAUUACAUGCAUCAAAAUAGCAUUAAGGUGUGUGGAGUUGGACCGAGAGAAAAGCCCUACCAUAGCGGAUAUUAUUGAUGAACUGAAUAAGAAUGAUAAUGCAGAAAGUUCAGCUAUAGGCAAGAACACGGAAGAAAAGGAGCACACUCUGGAAAAACUACCUGAGAUUCAGAAAAAAGAGAGUGCGGAAGACGAUAGCAGAUACGCGAGAAAAAAUCGCAUUUCCACUCUCGUGGAGAAUCAUGCAAAGUUGGUCGAUUUCACAACUGGCCCCGUGGGCUCCUUGCUCCCCAAGUUGGCCGAGUUCCUCAGCGACGAGUACAAUUACCUGGAUGCAGACUUCCAGAAAGAUGUAGAGUACGUCUACAAUGAGCUGGUAGGCAUGCAAGCAGCCCGGCACAGGAUGGCCGAGGUGCCGCAGGACCAGCAGCUGGAUUCUGUGGUUAAGCUCUGGACCAAGGAAGUAAAUGACCUCUCAUAUCAGGUGGGUGAUGCCGUCGAUUCCUUUCUGGCGCGCUUCUGGGCCUCUGAGCUUGACACAUCUCCGAACGUGCAAAGUCAGAAAAAACAAUUUUCAAGGAAGACCUCCGUCGCGAAAAAGAAAGGGAAUGGCAGAAAGAAGCGGGAGCGAUGACGACUUAGGGCUAGGGUUGACAGAAGGCGGUAGCAAUUACUACUCUACAUGACAAUAGUAGGCUGGUCCUAACGGGGAGUAUCAUGUAUUAGUAUCAUGCAUAUGAUACCACUUUCGUAAUGCAUAGUAUUAUAAAUUAGUAUCUUAGAGCA